Messenger RNA from Jaculus jaculus (lesser Egyptian jerboa), 3028 nucleotides. It is a transcript of the gene Lzts2, whose product is annotated as leucine zipper tumor suppressor 2. The transcript has 5 exons. The record is from RefSeq and is a predicted model, not a curated record. Gene Ontology annotation, biological process: cell division; negative regulation of canonical Wnt signaling pathway. The coding region runs from base 364 to 2376 and encodes 670 amino acids. Lineage: Eukaryota; Metazoa; Chordata; Mammalia; Rodentia; Dipodidae.
GCCGGCCUGCAGGUGAAGACCGAGACGUAAACAGGCGCCGAGCACGUGAUUGCUCCGCAGACUGGGGGAUGUGUUCCCCUUACUCUACCUCUGGGCGGGGACACCCUCCCCGGAACCUGGCCCAUGGCCCUGUAUAAGGCUAUAUUCCAUUUUCACCCCGGAGCGGUGAUAAGCCCUCUCUCAGACAGGAGAGCACAGCGCCCCCUGGAGUCGGGGUGACGCGGGCAAGCCUGGAGACUGUUGGACUAGGGUGGGGAAAUUUACUUGGGCUCCUCGCCUUCCUGCUCCGGAACACAUUCUUGGAACCUGCAUCCAUGAAAGGUUGCCCUGCAGGCCCCUGGCCAGGCCUGAGCCUCUGCCACCAUGGCCAUUGUGCACACCCGGCCAGUGCCGCUGGAGCCCGCUCCUGAGGCUGCCACUGCCCCACAAGCUCCAGCCAUGGGCAGCGUGAGCAGUCUCAUCUCAGGCCGGCCCUGCCCGGGGGGACCUGCUCCUCCCCGCCACCAUGGUGCCCCUGGGCCCACCUUCUUCCGUCAGCAGGAUGGGCUGCUACGGGGUGGCUAUGAAGCACAGGAGCCACUCUGUCCAGCUGUGCCCCCCAGGAAGACUGUCCCUGGCACCAGCUUCACCUACAUCAAUGAGGACUUCCGGACCGAGUCACCUCCCAGUCCAAGCAGUGACCUUGAAGAUGCCCGAGAGCAGCGGGCACGCAAUGCCCACCUCCGUGGGCCUCCGCCAAAGCUCAUCCCUGUGUCUGGAAAGCUGGAGAAGAAUAUGGAGAAAAUCCUGAUCCGGCCAACAGCCUUCAAGCCAGUGCUGCCCAAGCCUCGGGGCGCACCAUCCCUCCCUGGCUUCCUGGGUCCUAGGGCCACCGGGCUGUCUGGGAGCCAGGGAAGCCUGACACAGUUGUUUGGGGGCCCAGCCUCCUCCUCCUCCUCUUCCUCCUCCUCUUCGGCUGCUGACAAGUCCCUGGCACUGAGUGGCUGGGCCAGUGGCUGCCCAUCAGGAACACUGUCAGACUCUGGCCGAAAUUCUUUGUCCAGUUUGCCCACCUACAGUACUGGGGGUGCCGAGCCAGCCACCAAUUCUCCAGGUGGGCACUUGCCCUCCCAUGGUCCUGGCCGGGGAGCACUGCCUGGACCAGCUCGAGGGGCCCCUGCUGGGCCCUCCCACUCGGACAGUGGCCGGUCCUCCUCCAGCAAGAGCACAGGCUCCUUGGGAGGCCGUGUGGCUGGAGGACUCUUGGGCAGUGGUCCCCGGGCCUCCCCCGGCAGCAGCUCUGGUGGGGACCGUUCUCCACCACCCCCGCCACCUCCCCCGCCUUCGGAUGAAGCCCUGCUGCACUGUGUCCUGGAGGGGAAGCUCCGAGACCGCGAGGCAGAACUGCAGCAGCUGCGAGAUAGUCUGGAUGAGAGCGAGGCCACCGGGUGCCAGACAUUCAGAGAGCGGCAGCGACACUGGCCACGAGAUCGGGAGGACUGUACAGCCCAGGCACAGCAGGCCACGCAGCGUGCACAGCGGGCCCAACAGCUGCUGCAGCUGCAGGUGUUCCAGCUGCAGCAAGAGAAGCGCCAGCUGCAGGACGACUUUGCUCAGCUGCUGCAGGAACGAGAACAACUGGAGCGACGCUGUGCCGCCUUUGAGCGCGAGCAGCGGGAGCUCGGGCCCCGGCUGGAGGAGACCAAGUGGGAGGUGUGCCAGAAGUCAGGCGAGAUCUCCCUGCUGAAGCAGCAACUGAAGGAGUCUCAGGCAGAGCUGGUACAGAAGGGCAGUGAGCUGGUGGCCCUAAGAGUGGCCCUGAGGGAGGCCCGGGCCGCCCUGCGGGUCAGUGAGGGCCGCGCUCGGGGCCUGCAAGAAGCAGCUCGCGCCCGGGAGGUGGAGCUGGAGACCUGCUCCCAGGAGCUGCAGCGACACCGGCAGGAGUCCGAGCGGCUGCGGGAAAAGGCUGGCCAGUUGGACGCCGAGGCAGCCGGACUCCGGGAGCCCCCCGUGCCACCUGCCACCACUGACCCGUUCCUCCUGGCAGAGAGCGAUGAGGCUAAGGUGCAGCGGGCAGCAGCUGGGGCCGGGGGCAGCCUGCGAGCCCAGGUGGAGCGUCUGCGCGCGGAGCUGCAGCGAGAGCGACGGAAAGCGGAGGAACAGCGGGACGGCUUUGAGGGCGAGCGGCUGGCCUGGCAGGCAGAGAAGGAGCAGGUGAUCCGCUACCAGAAGCAACUGCAGCACAACUACAUCCAGAUGUACCGGCGCAACCGGCAGCUGGAGCAGGAGCUGCAGCAGCUCAGUCUGGAGCUGGAGGCCCGCGAGCUUGCUGACCUGGGCCUGGCCGAGCCUGUCCCCUGCAUCUGCCUUGAGGAGAUCACUGCCACCGAGAUCUAGGCCCCAGCUCCAAGAGGGGUGGUGGGGGCAGGGCAGGAGCCACAGGGCCACUGAGUGUGCCCCCUAAGUCUGAAUGUUCCAGAACGACUCCUGUCCUGUGAGGUGGGCCACAGGGCCUUUGCCAAGAAUUUCCAUGGCCCUGUGACUUGAAAGUGCAAGAUAGACCCCCUCAAAGGUCCAUGUUCACUGUCACCCAGAGGCUCGUACACACUCCACCGUUUCACUCCCCAGCCUGUGCCGCCACCAGCCCAUUUGCCCCAAAUGUCUGCUAAGAAGACCAGGGGCUCCCCCAUCUCCACAGUACCCCCUGCCCCACAGCCCGAGAGAGCCAGAUGGCCCCAGCUGCUCCAGAUGUGCCUGCUCCCACCGGCUCAUGUUCGGGGACAGGGCUGAGCCUGGGGUUCGGUCCCCACGUCUCAGCUUUGUAGUCUCCCCUGGGCUAAGGGAGCUGAAGUCAGACCAAAGGAAGAACUCAGCAAUGUCUUGUUUAUUUGUGUUUGUGACCAAGCAGUCCCUCCCAGACACCCAGGUUUAUGGCCUCGUUUUCACGUGUAUAUUUUCCACCCUGUAAAUUUCUUGUACAAACCCAAAGAAAAAAAUUUUAAAAAAUUGUUUUUUUAAAAAAAUAUGUUAGAUAAACAAAUGCAAGGGA